GAGACUCUCUACCUCCCCCUCCUCUGCUCUCCUCUCCAUCAGACAGGAAGUUGCUCGCUAGAUUAAUGCCUGUGGGGGGAAGGGAAGCGUUGUCGGCUCACUGGGACAGAGAAACUGGGAGAGGGACGGAGAGAGAAGGAGAGGGAGGUCCUGCUGGUUCCCCUCUGUAGAGCGACAGGCAAUAUAUCACUUAUGACGUCAUCUAACUACAGCCCAGUAACAAAGAUCACACUAGGAGCAGUCAAUGCCAAUGUGGGGAGCCAGAUGAUUAUCAGCACGGCACAGAGAGUUUCACACACAGGGAAUAUUCUCAUAGGUAGCUCCUUUACACACACGCCCACCAUGGUCGCCCAGGGACACACGCAGGACGCCAACAAGUGGACCCCAGGGGCCAAGAAACGAACGCAUGAUUUCAUUGACUCAUAUUUUUCUGACCGGGAUGGGCUGUGCUCAGGAGACUCUUCAGCCAGCAAGUGGCUGAAUAAGGCCGAAAAGAACGGGAAGGGCCUGAGGCAUUUCUCCAUGAAGGUGUGUGAGAAGGUGCAGAAGAAAGGCGCCACUUCCUACAACGAGGUGGCUGACGAACUGGUGGCUGAGUUCACCCACUCCACCACCGUCAUGGCCACAGACUCGCAGGUGUAUGACCAGAAGAACAUCCGCAGGCGCGUGUAUGACGCCCUCAACGUGCUGAUGGCCAUGAAUAUCAUCUCCAAGGAGAAGAAGGAGAUCCGCUGGAUUGGCCUGCCCAACAACUCUGCCCAGGAGUGUCAAAACCUGGAGGUGGAGAAACAGAAAAGCCUGAAGAGGAUCAGGCAGAAGAGAACUCAGCUGGAAGAACUCAUACUGCAGCAAAUCUCUUUUAAGAACCUAGUGCAGAGAAACAAAGCCAGUGAGGCUUCCUCCCUGGCCCCUCCCCCUUCCAGCUCUGUCAUCCAUCUCCCCUUCAUCAUCAUCAACACAGACGUACGCACCGUCACCGACUGCUCCAUCUCCAGCGACAAAUGCGAAUACCUUUUCAACUUCGACAACACCUUUGAGAUCCAUGACGACAUAGAGAUUCUGAAGCACAUGGGGAUGUCCCUGGGCCUGGAGAGUGGGAAGUGCAGCGCAGACAAUCUCAUCCUGGCCAAGUCCCUCAUCCCCAGGUCCCUGGAGACCUACGUCAUAGGCAUGGCCAGAGGCACUAGUCAAACAAGCUCUUUCCCAGGUGACCUGGACUUUGCCUCUUUGAAUGGAAGGCGUAGCUACAGCCACAGUAGCACCGCCUACUCCGAGUCUCAAGGCCAGACGCCCAGCUCCUUCAACAAGGAAGAGGAGGACAAUGACGAUGAUGACAACGAACCCUCUUCCCCAGAGUGACUGACGGACAGACAGCCAGCCAGGCAUCAGUGAUGCCCCGUAUCUCUCUCUCUCUCUGGGACAGGACUCUCGUCUCCUACUCUGUUCACAGGGGGAAUGGAAGUUCUCUGGGGAUAUGGCCAGUUAUACAGGAAAUAGGCAUUCAGGUCUAUGAUAUGAUGUUUUAGAAGCAUUUAUAUCUCUGUUUCUCUCUUAAUUUCUUGCUUGUAGUUAUUUUUGUAAAUGUCUUCAUGGCUGCUGCCCCUGUAUUUCCUGCAGCGGCGAAAAACCUCUACGGGAUCGGUGUCCCGUAGACGGGACGGUUGAGCUAACAUGCGCUAA
Messenger RNA from Coregonus clupeaformis (lake whitefish), 1680 nucleotides. Its product is annotated as transcription factor Dp-2-like. Gene Ontology annotation, cellular component: transcription regulator complex; nucleus. Bases 193 to 1359 code for a protein of 388 amino acids. Gene Ontology annotation, biological process: regulation of transcription by RNA polymerase II; regulation of cell cycle. Gene Ontology annotation, molecular function: DNA-binding transcription factor activity, RNA polymerase II-specific; RNA polymerase II transcription regulatory region sequence-specific DNA binding. The transcript has 12 exons. NCBI's taxonomy places the organism in Eukaryota, Metazoa, Chordata, Actinopteri, Salmoniformes, Salmonidae. The record is from RefSeq and is a predicted model, not a curated record.